Molecule: messenger RNA, 4928 nt
Organism: Ostrea edulis (European flat oyster)
Lineage: Eukaryota; Metazoa; Mollusca; Bivalvia; Ostreida; Ostreidae
Exons: 5
Coding region: 3245-4918 (557 amino acids)
Biological process (GO): positive regulation of DNA-templated transcription
Cellular component (GO): nucleoplasm; chromatin
Molecular function (GO): ubiquitin-protein transferase activity; zinc ion binding; protein binding
Source: RefSeq, a predicted model, not a curated record
AUCUUCUGAAUGCUUGAUCUACACCGCUGCAUAAUACUGCCAUUUUCUGCUAUCUUAUGUCAUACAAAGAAGUUUGCAAUGGCAGCAUCAGAUCCACUGGCCAGAGCGCAAGACAUAAAACGCUGUCAGUUAUGUCCCGGCAAAGAUAGGAAGUCUGCAGCAGAAACCGUGUGUAACACCUUCCAUGUCAACCUCUGUAAGGAUUGUGUAGGACAUCAAAUGACCUCAAAUCCCACCAUACGCCACGAUGUUGUCACUCUUCAAUUCAAAAUCUUAGAAAUCAUUCCACCCCACUGUAAACUACAUCAAGAACAGAAAUGUGAAAUGUUCUGUGAAAAAUGUGAUUCUCCGAUUUGUCUGAAAUGUCUUGCCUCUGGAUCUCAUGAAAACCACGACGUGUCACAGAUUUCAGAAAUCCACACCUCUAGAAAACAGCUGAUAGAAAAAGACACAAAAGAACUUGAAAGUAACAUUGCACCUGUGUUUGAAUCAAUUCUCUCUGAAAUAGAAGAAAUGUUGUGAAAUGCUCUCAAAGAACAUGGAGAAAGACAACAAGUCAUUACUGAAUUCGGCAAAAGAUGCCAUACACUUGUAGACAUUGUUAUCAACAGAUAUCUGAGUGAUUCAAAGACGAGAAGAAAACAAGAUGGUGACUCAAUUCAAACUUUGAAAUCUGAGUUCGAAAAAUUAAAAUCAUCAAUACAAUCAGCUAUACACGAAAACCAUUCUAUCCUGGCUUCCAACGAUUUAUCCAAAUUUACCAGUUACGCUUCGAGGAACGAGCAAUUAAGAAAUGUUCCCUCUAGAUUUGAAUUAACAGUCCCACCAUUGGAUCUCAGAGAACUAACAGAAGAGGCACUGUGUCAAUUUAUUGGAGUCAUUCCUACCUCAAUCAAAACCGACAUUCCAGGACAGGUCUUGCAAGUCAGUCAUCCAGUCUCCAGUGUCAACAAACCAAACAGAAAAUUAUUAGAGAAGCCUGAAGUAUUAGCAGCUCUCAAUACAGGCUAUAGAGAGAUUUACAGAGUAUGCUGUAUUCCUAACACAAAUCAGUUCUAUGUCUGUGGUUACAAUAACAUCAUCAGACACAUCAACACAGAGGGGACACUACUGGAGGAGAUCACCACCGAGUCAGGAAAAUCUCCAAAUGAUCUGACGGUCACCAGGGAGGGACAUCUGGUGUACACUGUCUGGGGAGAUAGUAGUAUCAACAGACAGAAGAAUGGCAAGACAGAACGUCUGAUCAGACUAUUGGGCUGGAUACCAUGGGGCAUCUGUAGUACCUCCACAGACAACUUACUGGUUACCAUAACGUCUGAUGCUUACACACAAAGUAAAGUAGUCCGUUACUCUGGUUCUACAGUCACACAAGAAAUACAAUACAGUGACACAGACAAACCUUUAUAUUCUGAUCCAGGCUUCAUUACUGAGAACAAGAACCUUGACAUCGUUGUGAGUGACAUUAAAACAAAGACAGUAGUGGUGGUAGAUAAGGAAGGCAAGUUCAGGUUCAGCUAUAAUGGAAAUCUCCAAUUAAAGAAAUCUUUUUUUCCCCAUGGUGUGACCACAGAUGAUAUGUGUCACAUCCUGAUUGCUGACCUUGAUAACCACGUUAUACACAUCAUUGAUCAGAAUGGAAAGUUCCUCAGGUACAUAGACAACUGUAACUUACACCGACCACAUGGUCUCAGUACUGACAGCAAUGACAUGUUGAUUGUUGCUGAAUUGGAAACCAACAUUGUGAAACAAAUUCAGUAUUUAGAAUAAAAGUUGAAUUCCAUACUGACUUUGAAUUCAAAAGAAAUUAAAUAUCUAUAGAGAAAAAGUUGAUGCAAUGCUAUAAAUGACUGUAUGUUAAGUGAAACUAUCAUUGUAAACAAAGUUUUUGCAAUAUCAUUAUAUAAACAAUUCCCAAGCACAAUGGACUGAUCCCUUUCUCAGUCAUCAGAGUAAUCAAAAUUUCAUAAUCAUUUGUUACUAAUUAAAGACAGUGUACGUACAUGUACAUAAGGCCAAUUCAACUCAAUUAGUAGAUUAUCAUCCAGGGUCAGUAAAAAGUAUGGGGCGGGUGGGAGGAUUUAAUUUUUUAAUUUUUAUUUUCUGAGAAAAAUAUUAAAGACAAAGUUUAAGGUGUUUUCACAAUGAUCAGUGGACAUGGGACACUCAUGGGACACACAUUUACAUUGAUUGCUAUUCAUUGUUGAAUAACGAUGUUUUUACAAUAAUUAAUGAGCACACAUUUUCAUAACCAUCCCACUUCAAACAAAAAAUAUACAUUCUAGUUAAGGGUUGUAUACACAAUUUUAUUUACACGUCUAACUUCGGCAGUUAUCUAAUUUUGAUAGCUAUAUAAUUGCAAUAUAUAUGCAAAAACUUCCCUUUUUCUUAAGUAAUAAUCAUUUAUUAUAUCUUGGAUUUAAAAAAAAUUGGAGGGGCCGGAUCGACUAAGCAAAAUGGGCCGAAUCGACCAUGGGACAGACCGUCUAGGGAUGGAUCGACUAGGGACGGACCAACUAUGGGACAGAACGACCUGCUACUGGCUAUACCCAGGCAUGCAAGUUUAAAUGUUUCACAUUUGACAGGCUGUUAAAUCUCAAGAUUCUCAGUUAAAAAGAAAACAAAACAACACAUAUUUUCAAAUGGAAGAAUUUGGCAUACAACAUAUGGACCACAUCUUACAAAACAGUGCUCCAAGUUCCGAGUAAAAUGGUCGCUUUUGCGACCAGAAAAUCCCCUUUGCGACUAGAGAUUAUAAUUAAGUCACAUUUUCGCGAGUGGAGAAAAUUUGGGCAUCCAGUAAAAUUUUAGAAUCGGGAACGGAAGUCUGAAUAAAUAUUUUUCAGUCUCGGUCAAAGCAAUCAAGAUGGAGGGAAAACAAGGUUUAGAGCACUUUCAAUUUAUCAAUAGUAAAAAGCAAAAACCUCAGCCUAGUACAUGUAACAAAGAAAUUCAAGAAUCACACAGAGAAAGUUCUGCAUCUAAAGAUGACGUACUAGCAGUGUCUAAAGAGAAAUGCAAAAGUAAAGGAAGAAUCCCAGUCCUAAUGGCUGAAGGAAUUUUCGUGGUUGAUAUACAGAGAUGGCAAUAUGUUUUGCAGAAUUUGUGAGGCCAAUACGCAACUUCCGAGAUAUCAGCUCUUCUGUGAUAGAGAUCUGGAUAAAUGAUUUGAUUCUGCAAAAGUUGAUGGCGUCACAUGUGGGUGGAAUUACUUUAAACUAACGAGCCAUACACCAAGAAGUUUGCAAUGGCAACAUCAGCUCCACUGGCCAAAGCACAAGAUGUCAAACAUUGUCAGUUAUGUCUCGGCAAAGACAGUAAGUCUGCAGCAGAAACUGUGUGUAACACUUGCCACGUCAAUCUCUGUAAGGAUUGUGUAGGACAUCAUGUGACCUCAAAUCCCAACAUACGCCACGAUGUUGUCACAUUCCAAUUCAAAAUCUUAGAAAUCAUUCUAACCCCGUGUAAACUACAUCAAAAUCAGAAAUGUAAAAUGUUCUGUGAAAAAUGUGAUUCUCCAAUUUGUCUGAAAUGCCAUGCCUCUGGAUCUCAUGAAAACCACGAUGUGUCACAGAUUUCAGAAAUCCACAUCUCUAGAAAACAGCUGAUAGAAAAAGACACAAAAGAACUUGAAAGUAACAUUGCACCUGUGUUUGAAUCAAUUCUCUCUGAAAUAGAAGAAAUGUUGUCAAAUGUUCUCCAAAAACAUGGAGAAAGACAACAAGUCAUUACUGAAUUCGGCAAAAGAUGUCAUACACUUAUAGACAUUGUUAUUAACAGAUAUCUGAAUGAUUCAAAGAAGAUAGCAAAACAAGAUGGUGACUCAAUUCAAACUUUGAAAUCAGAGUUUGAGAAAUUACAAUCAUCAAUACAAUCAGCUAUACAUGAAAACCAUUCUAUCCUGGCUUCCAACGAUUUAUCCAAAUUUACCAGUUACGCUUCGAGGAACGAGCAAUUAAGAAAUGUUCCCUCCAGAUUUGAAUUAACAGUCCCACCAUUGAAUCCCAGAGAACUAACAGAAGAGGCACUGAAGCAAUUUAUUGGAGUCAUUCCUACCUCAAUAAAAACUGACAUUCCAGGACAGGUCUUGCAAGUCAUUCCUCCAGUCUCCAGUGUCAACAAACCAAACAAAAAAUUAUUAGAGAAGCCUGAAGUAUUAGCAGCUCUCAAUACUGGCUAUAGUAACACUUUCAGAGUGUGCUGUAUUCCUAACACAGAUGAGUUUUAUGUCUGUGGUGACAGUGACAUCAUCAGACACAUGAACACUGAGGGGACACUACUGGAGGAGAUCGCCACGAAGUCAGGAAAAUAUCCAGCAGAUCUGACGAUCACCAGGAAGGGACAUCUGGUGUACACAAACUGGGGGGAUAGCUGCAUCAACAGACAGAAGAAUGGCAAGAUAGAAUGUCUGAUUAGACUAGAGGGCAGGAUACCACAGGGUAUCUGUACUACCUCCACAGACGGCUUACUGGUUACCAUGGUGUCUAAUGAUGGACAAAGUAAAGUAGUCCAUUACUCUGGUUCUACAGUCAAACAAGAAAUACAAUACAGUGACACAGAUUCUAAUCCAGCCUUUAUUACUGAGAACAAGAACCUUGACAUCGUUGUGAGUGACACUAAUACAAGGGCAGUAGUGGUGGUUGACAAGGGAGGCAAGUUCCGAUUCAGCUAUAAUGGAAAUCUCCAAUUAAAGAAAUCUUUUAUUCCAGGUGGUGUGACCACAGACAGCAUGUGUCACAUCCUGAUUGCUGACCGUGAUAACCACGUUAUACAUAUCAUUGAUCAGAACGGACAGUUCCUCUGGUACAUAAACAACUGUAACUUACAACAACCAUAUGAUCUCAGUACAGACAACAAUGACAUGUUGUUUGUUACUGAAUACGAAACUAACAUUGUGAAACAUAUCAAGUAUUCAGAAUAAAUGUUGAAUU